Molecule: messenger RNA, 1044 nt
Organism: Morus notabilis
Lineage: Eukaryota; Viridiplantae; Streptophyta; Magnoliopsida; Rosales; Moraceae
Product: ATP synthase gamma chain, chloroplastic
Exons: 1
Biological process (GO): proton motive force-driven ATP synthesis
Cellular component (GO): chloroplast thylakoid membrane
Molecular function (GO): proton-transporting ATP synthase activity, rotational mechanism
Source: RefSeq, a predicted model, not a curated record
AUCGAUUUCCCCCUCACUACUCCCCGGCCGGUGAGGAAAAUCGCCCUUGUCGUCGUCACCGGCGACCGCGGCCUCUGCGGCGGUUUCAACAACGCCGUCAUCAGAAAGGCCGAGAAGCGAAUCGAAGAGAUCAAAAGCCUCGGAUUGGAUUACGCUCUGAUCAGCGUCGGGAAAAAGGGGAAUUCGUAUUUCCGUCGAAACCCUAACCCUAAUUUGGAGAAGUUGAUCGAAGUUGGGAGCCUUCCAACGGCGAAGGAGGCGCAAAUCAUCGCCGAUCACGUCUUCUCGCUCUUCGUCACCGAAGAGGUCGACAAAGUCGAGCUUGUUUACACGAAAAUCGUGUCGUUGAUCAAGUUUGAUCCCGUAAUUCACAGUUUACUUCCGUUGAAAAGGAAGGUUCUUGACGUUAAUGGGAAUUGCGUUGACGCCAUGGAAGAUGAGUUCUUCAGGCUAACUACCAAGAAAGGGAAACUGAGUGUGGAGAGAGAGAUUGGUGUGAGGAAAAGGGACAAGAAUGGAGGAUUUUUGUCGCCGCUUAUGGAGUUUGAACAGGACCCUGUUCAGAUUCUUGAUGCUUUGUUGCCAUUGUAUCUUAACAGCCAGGUAUUGAGGGCAUUGCAAGAGGCCGUGGCUAGCGAGCUCGCGGCGAGGAUGAGCGCCAUGAGCAGCGCCACGGACAAUGCGGUCGAGCUGAAGAAGGGGCUUUUGAGAGUGUAUAACCGCGAGCGGCAGGCGAAGAUCACCGGAGAGAUUUUGGAGAUCGUUGCCGGAGCUGAAGCAUUGAAUGAGUUUGAGUGGGUGUAGGAGUUGAGAAUUUUAGUGCCCGUUUGAAACCAUGAUUCGAUUAGGAAUGAGAAGUUUUUGUAAUAGUUGGCCUAGGAUUGGAAUGUCUAAUUUGAUUUUGUUGGUGUUGUUUUCGUUUGAUGUUUUGACUUGGGAUGGCAAAAGUCAUUGCUAGAAUGGAAUGAGAAGUUUUUGUUAUUGUUGGCCUAUAGUUGUGAGUAUAUAAGUUUUGCCUUGGCUGCUGUUUUGUUCCAAAUAUUG